CCCCCCCACAGUAAUCAAUUGACACUACCACCUUGGCACAGUAAACAUGGCGGCGAGCGUGAAAGACCGAGCUGUCCUCGAUGCUAUUUUUAAUCCUCUACUCCCCCUUGGAGACUGUCCACAAGAAAUCAUCGAAGAAGAGCUACCAAUCGAAAACACGAACGAAGAUGAUGUAAAACGAGCGAAAGAAUACGAAAUACAGGGAGUCGAGAAAGCCGAAGCCGGGGACUUCGUAGGGGCAUUGGACUGUUUCAAUAAAGCUAUAGACGUGGCCCCACUUCGAGCGUCUGGGUACAAUAACAGAGCCCAGCUUUCAAGGCUACGAGGUGAUAAUCAGAGUGCAAUGGAAGAUCUCAACAAAGCCAUUGAACUCAGUCAUGAACAUGGUGCGGCCGCAGCCCAAGCAUACACUCAACGAGGACUCCUCCACCGCCUUGAAGGCAAUGAUGAGGCAGCUUCAGAGGAUUUUCAACAUGGUGCCACACUUGGCAAUGCCUUUGCCAAAGCAAUGACAGUCCAGUUAAACCCCUAUGCUGCAAUGUGUAACAAAAUGCUUGCAGAGGCUAUCGGAAAGCUCAGUGGACAUGCAUAAUUGCACAAUACUUAGUAAGCAGAAGGUCAUUCUUGUGGUAUACUAGGGUCACAAAGAGUAGCAUCAUUUUUUAUGUGGUUUCAUUCAACACCUGGUGUUCAAGACAGGAAGUAGCCAGGAUUUGCUGAGGGGGAAAACGCAAACCUUUAGGUGUAAUAUCUAGAGAUUCAUAGGGAGAAGAUCUCCUUCUAUGAGUUUGAUGUUGCCAUUAUUUCAGCCCAAGCAAGUGGCCAAUGAAAAUGCAAGUUACACCAUGUUCCAUAGUUACACCAGGUAGCUACUAUGAGUUGUACUUUAUUUGGCCAGGGAAUCAUGAGAAUUGCAUUUGCUGGCAUACCAUUCGAUUAUAAGCCUGGCAAUUAUUAUUUAUUAGGUGUUUUUAUCCUCCUCUAUUGGGGGUAAUUGUGUGUACUGUUUUAACUGGGUGAAGGCUUUUUUUUGCAAACUCAAGGUACCAAAGCUUGUGACUGAUGGCUUUGGCUCCGCCAGUUAGUAAGAAGUCGAUAAGUAAGUAAUAAUGCAAUUACAUCAUAUCAAAUGAAACGUGUUCUAUUGAAGGGUUCAUUAAAAUUCCCCUUUUAAGGGGUUGCUCUCUGCUUGCAGAAAA
Nematostella vectensis (starlet sea anemone) is the source of this 1199-nucleotide messenger RNA. RefSeq names its product tetratricopeptide repeat protein 36 homolog. NCBI's taxonomy places the organism in Eukaryota, Metazoa, Cnidaria, Anthozoa, Actiniaria, Edwardsiidae. The transcript has 2 exons. Gene Ontology annotation, biological process: cilium assembly. The coding region runs from base 47 to 592 and encodes 181 amino acids. Gene Ontology annotation, molecular function: protein binding. The record is from RefSeq and is a predicted model, not a curated record.